Suillus plorans is the source of this 561-nucleotide messenger RNA. RefSeq lists its product as uncharacterized. The coding region runs from base 1 to 519 and encodes 172 amino acids. NCBI's taxonomy places the organism in Eukaryota, Fungi, Basidiomycota, Agaricomycetes, Boletales, Suillaceae. The record is from RefSeq and is a predicted model, not a curated record. The transcript has 7 exons.
AUGCAGCUCACUGUUCUCGCAUCCCUCGCUGUCCUUUGCAGCUCUGCUUUCGCUGCCCCUGUUGACAGUCGCUCUCCUGAAUUGGUUGAUGUCUUGGCCUAUGUGGAGGAUGUCGCGAACUACGACACUGUGAACGUCCUCACCCGCCAGGCGUCCAUAGCCGACGUAUUUGCUGACAUCGAUUAUGUUUUGGACGAUGAUACAGUGAACAUCCUCACCCGCCAGGCGUCCAUAGCCGACAUAUUUGCUGACAUCGAUUAUGUUUUGGACGAUGAUACAGUGAACAUCCUCACCCGCCAGGCGUCCAUAGCCGACAUAUUUGCUGACAUCGAUUACGUUUUGGACGAUGAUACAGUGAACAUCCUCACCCGCCAGGCGUCCAUAGCCGACGUAUUUGCUGACGUCGAUUAUGUUUUGGACGAUGAUACAGUGAACGUUCUCACCAAGCGUCAGUUGGUUGACAUCACUGCAAUUGUUGACGAUGUUCUCAACAAUGAUGUUGUCAACAUCCUCACCUAAGUCGAUUUGCAUCCCCUUAUUACGUCGAACUCUCGCCAACCU